Ornithodoros turicata is the source of this 2156-nucleotide messenger RNA. RefSeq names its product ubiquinone biosynthesis protein COQ9, mitochondrial-like. Gene Ontology annotation, biological process: ubiquinone biosynthetic process. The record is from RefSeq and is a predicted model, not a curated record. Lineage: Eukaryota; Metazoa; Arthropoda; Arachnida; Ixodida; Argasidae. Gene Ontology annotation, cellular component: mitochondrial inner membrane; cytoplasm. The transcript is spliced from 2 exons. The coding region runs from base 97 to 1887 and encodes 596 amino acids. Gene Ontology annotation, molecular function: lipid binding; ubiquitin-protein transferase inhibitor activity.
AUGGCGUCUACCAGCAGUUUCAUGUUCUCGGCGGCGAUCUCCAGAAACUUAACCGUUUAUAGUAAAAAGCUUCUAACAGCGUACUGACAUUCGAAAAUGACGUCGCAGUAUGACUCCGCCGUUCGGAGCAUCACAGAUCAUCUAGCAUCAAGGGAUUUUGCAAGUGCGAGGUCAGUAAUAUGCGACGAUCAGCAUCGAGCGCUCAUCUACGACUGUGCUUGGGACCUAGUUCUGCCAGCAUUGCUAGCACUAGAAGAGGAUAAAGACUGUGAACGCAGCGUGAACACGGAUGAUGGUCAGUGUCUUUUCAAGGAGAUCAUCAACAGAGGAAAGCCGAAAGAAGUUCUACUCUCUCUUGUUGAGCAUUUAUCGGAGGUUAAAUCAAUCUCUGUACUCGCCACUGCUCUGGAAGGAGUGCAGAGUAUACUUCUAAGCAUGCCAACUAAAAAACGACAUUUCCUGCAGUGGGCUCUGCCUUCCAUAGAAAAAUACCUCACGUCACUUCCAGACCCUCAAAACCAACCCCUGGAAGAUGACACCCAGAGGGUGCUUCUGGAUGCAGACCCAGCUGUACAAAUGAUCGUGGGCUCUCUCAAAGCUGUGCACUCUUUCCUGGAGCCUUUUAUCCAGGAGGUUAGUCUUGCACGGGGCUCUGCCAGAGAUGUGCAGCUGGACAUAUUGGAACAGAGAAAACAGUUACAGAACCACUUGCUUAGCCUACUGGGCCGCUGCGGUGUACUACACACUUACAGUCCGCCCGAAAAGCCAGAGAGCAACAGCCACGCUUGUGCCGAGAGUUUAGUUCAUGCCGUUGCCCACCUGUCAUCUGACUUAGCAGCUCUCUCUUUCUCAGACGCCCAUAAAGACUGUAAGAACGUGCCAGCCACUUGCGAUAAAAGUUCGGGUGAUCAUUUUGACGAAGACGAGGAUAGUGAGGACGAGCGGGUCUUGCACAUUGCACAAAUAUGUCCCGCAACACUGGCGUAUCUUCUGUACGCCGAAUUCCUGGCACCGGAAAGCGUACCGUGUGUGUACUCCCAGAGGUACAUCUUUGAGAAGAACCUUGGAAAUGUGAUCUUUCUUUUGUCCCACGCAGUGUACGUCGUUAAUUACAAAGGAAUCGCUCUUUGUGAUGCGAUUGUUGCGAGACAGUCACGCGGCCAGUAUAGUAGCUUGGACUUGGACAAUUCUGCGCUGACAACACUGUUCCGCCAGCUUCUCAAAGUAAUGGUCACGUGCCCCUGGAAAGACGUCCGUGAGAGAUCUGUCAGGGUGUUCUGUAGCUAUCUGAAACUAUUUGAUGCCCAUGCAAGAUACUCUGUCUACUGUUGCCUGUUGAAGAGAGAAGAACAUGCCGGCGUACGCGGCUUCCUUGUUGAUCGUUACCGAUCUGAUUUACAUCAAUGGAACCGUCCUCCAAAGGAGUCUGAGAACCCAUUUGGUGGUUGCAAUAUUGUCAAUUUUUUGCGAAUUGUUUGUGUGUUACCCGAGCGUGAAGAGACUGAUCUGCUCAAUUACAGUGAUUGCAUCCUUGCUGUCUUGAACUUGCUACGCUAUAUUGCGUUGACGUCGUUGAAACCAUCUAGCCACGAUGUAGUCAACAGUGUCCUGCGGAUGGCAGAAGUGUACGGUGAACAGCUGAAAAAGGGUUUAGACCUUUCACGAGCCCAUUACACAUUAAAUUUGAAACAAGUUGAAGACAAGGUAGCAGGUGAACUAAAGGAUGAUUCGGAUAGCAUGCUGUUGGGAAUGGGACUUGGUGCACUCCCUAACCUGCCUCCAGAACAGGAAAUAGAAGUGAUGAAGUCUGCAUUGGCUAGGUUUGACCUCAUGGAAAGUGUGCUUGUUCUAGCCCAGGACAGUUUGAAGCUAGUUUCUGGUUCAUAGUCUUGCUUGUAACUCCACAUACUUUUGCAGGUAUUGCUGUGUUUUGUGUUAUGCAUCACUGUAUUAUUUACUGGGCUUCAAGAAGUGUCUGCAAGAAUACUACCUUUCAUUUGGUUGGCUUGUUAGUUUUAAAAAAGUAUGGUAGGUCUGCUACCAUACCAAACAUGUGCCAAGACAUGCAUUGACAACACAGAAAGUUUCGGAUUGAGCCGCGCCAUCAUCAGAUGUACGUGAAGAUGUUGCAAAAAAUAAAGGUUGUGCUGAGUAUA